Mycena indigotica is the source of this 666-nucleotide messenger RNA. RefSeq lists its product as uncharacterized. Lineage: Eukaryota; Fungi; Basidiomycota; Agaricomycetes; Agaricales; Mycenaceae. The transcript has 2 exons. The record is from RefSeq and is a predicted model, not a curated record. Bases 46 to 666 code for a protein of 206 amino acids.
GGAGUCGACUUUCACUCCACUGGCAACAUUAGCGCUGGUAUUCAUAUGGACCGACGACUCCCCCCCGAACUCGAAAGAGAGGUUUUUGAGACUGCGGCGCUGCUUCACCGCGGGACAAUCCCUCACAUGCUGCGCGUUGCUCGGCGUGUUCUCGUAUGGAUCGAGCCUUACCUCUACCACGAUCUCGAGCUGGGAAUGGUCGUCUCCAAAGACGCCAACCGUCUUCUGCAGGUGAUAUUGGCCAAGGACGACGCCUUCCCCGCCCAUGCUGUGCGCUCCGUCGUCCUCGGCGCAUAUUUCGCGGAUCAGCUACCGGCACUGCCCGCCGCUGUCCGGAGUGCACUGACGCGCAUGACGGGCGUCGUCCGCCUCGCGAUAGCGGGGAUUUGGGGCGACCACAGCGCGGAGAUAUUCUCGCUCGUCGCGGACAUGCCCCUGCAGCGGCUGGCGUGCUACAUGGAGGACCUCCUUGGGCCCGCGGCGCUGAUGCACACCGCCCCCCGCCACACUCGCCGCCCGCCCCAUCUUUCGCCGCCUGACCCACUUCCACGUCUUCGACGACGACGCGGACUCCGGGCUCUAUGGCACCGUCCUCGCGGUCCUCACACAGCUCCCGGCGCUAACCCACUUGACGCUGACCUACCACCAGGCAGUCGGGGAGGAUGA